AUGGACAUAUGUAAGACGACGAGGAUGGGUCAACUUCGUUCGACGUCUGUCGUGAUACGAUCCAAACGGGGGUCAGAAGUUAACACCAUCCAUCCUAUCGUGACCAGCCAUUUUGUCAAGGCAACUCUUCGAUGUGCUCGUGUAGCUGUUACCGUCGAAAGUCCAACCGGAAAGCAUGCAGCCGCCUAUCCUUCAAAUGGGCUAUCCGAUCAGGGAUCAGGGAUAGUUUCGGCAUGCGAAAAAACCACUAUGGAAAAACUGCUGGAUCAGGAAGAGCCAAUCAAGAAAAGUGCUCCUCCGGUGGAUAGCGGCGAAGGUCAACUUUUACAUCAAGCGGCCUAUGGUCGGCGUUUCGACAGCGACGAGGCCCUCGGGGAGCUGCCACGCGGAGCCGCCAAAGUGACACUAACUUGUGCAGGUGUGACUGGUUAA
This is a messenger RNA of Haemonchus placei, 432 nucleotides long. Lineage: Eukaryota; Metazoa; Nematoda; Chromadorea; Rhabditida; Trichostrongylidae. The record is from the annotation of a GenBank genome assembly.